Messenger RNA from Sebastes umbrosus (honeycomb rockfish), 7441 nucleotides. RefSeq names its product calmodulin regulated spectrin-associated protein family, member 2a (gene camsap2a). Gene Ontology annotation, cellular component: microtubule minus-end. Bases 493 to 4791 code for a protein of 1432 amino acids. The transcript has 18 exons. The record is from RefSeq and is a predicted model, not a curated record. Gene Ontology annotation, molecular function: spectrin binding; microtubule minus-end binding; calmodulin binding. NCBI's taxonomy places the organism in Eukaryota, Metazoa, Chordata, Actinopteri, Perciformes, Sebastidae. Gene Ontology annotation, biological process: negative regulation of microtubule depolymerization; cytoplasmic microtubule organization; neuron projection development.
UGACACAUCGCUACUAGGAGAGCCACAGUGCGGCAGGAAAACCGCACCACGGCACCAAAGGAUAAAACAGAGGAGGGAUAUGCCAAACACAUAGGUUUAUCCAUACAAGAAUACAUGGACAUGAAAGGGAGAAGCCGUCUGCUUCCAAAGAACUCUAAAAAAAUGGAAAUAUGUCUGUUUCCAUUCCAGCUGAAGAGCAGUUUUUCCCUCUGAAAUCCAAGGAAACCUUCCCAGCCUGGUCUGACGGACGAAGCCCCAUUUCAACUGGUAGACAGACAGACAGCAGGAUGGAUGGAAAACACCAAGAGUAGCGACUCAUUGUGUCAACGAGACUGAAUAAGACGAAAAACCUGCAGCAGAUCUAGCUUUUUAUGACUGAAAGGACCUGUGAAUAGUCUGCGUUGUUUUUUUUCCUAAGGAAUUCCAGUAGUGGGAUGCUUUCCUGUUGUGUUGCCUCAUAAGGGUUCAAGGCUACAAUUCAGGGAGAGAAAUAUGGGUGAAGUUCAGGACGUCAGGGACAAGAAGACCUCCGGAGCUCCAUCAAUUAGGUCUUUUGAGCACUAUGACUUCUCCAGAGCCAAAAUCUGUUGCAGCCUCACAUGGCUUGUGGCCAAAGCAUAUGGGACAGAUAGCAUCCCAGCAGACUUAAAGGACCCCUUCUACACAGACCAGUAUGAGCAGGAGCAUCUGAAGCCUCCCGUGGCCAGCCUCCUGCUCUCCGCAGACCUGUACUGCAGGGCCGGCAGCCUCGUCCUGAAGAGUGACACAGCCAAACCCCUGCUGGGCCACGAUGCCGUCAUUCAGGCGCUGGCUCAGCGUGGACUCUACGUCACCGACCAGGAGAGGCUGGUCACCGAGAGGGACCUUCGAAAGAGGCCUCUGCAAAUGAGUGCUCACCUGGCAAUGAUCGACACUCUGAUGAUGGCGUACACAGUGGAGACGGUGAGCGUUGAGAAGGUGAUGGCCUGCAUUCGUCAGUAUUCGUCCCGCGACCCUGAGGUGGAAACACCUUAUGACACAGAGGAUGCAGUAACCACCUGGAUCAACAAGGUAAAUGAGUAUCUGAAAGACGUGGUGGCUCAGGAGCAGAGGAAGAGGGAGACGCAGAGCGCCGAGCCGGCUGGAAGUCCUCGGUCUCCAACCAAGUGGUACAUGAAGCUUGUGCCCGCUCGCUACAGGAAGGAGCAGGCCUCCACCCAGCUGGUCCCCUGGAUCCCCCCAGUGGACAACCUGCUGAAAGACAGCACGGACGGCUCGGCCCUGGGUGCUCUGCUGCACUUCUACUGCCCUCAGCUGCUGUCACUGGACGAUGUCUGUCUAAAGGAGAACAUGACGCUGGCUGACCGGCUAUACAACCUGCAGCUCAUACAGGACUUCUGCAAAGACAACCUGAACAACUGCUGCCACUUCAGCCUGGAGGACAUGCUCUACGCCUCCUCCACCGUCAAGAAUAACUACCUGGUGUUCAUGGCAGAGCUGUUCGGGUGGUUCGAGGUGGUCAAGCCGUCUUUUGUGAAACCAAGACUGCUGGAGGAAGAAGUAGGAAGUAGUGAGCCCUCAUCCUUGUUGAAGAAUAUUUCAGCCAUCCCCAUCUCCAAGGUAACCAAGAGGAGCUUCAUGGAAAGACCCCCAAGUCCUGAAAGACCGAGUUUACCCCUUCGACCCCAGCCUCGAAACUCAGGAGAGAUCAAGAGGUCAGCCUCGAUGUCCUUUGUCGACGGCAACCUCGGCACCUGGCCCAAAGAAAAACGGUCUGGGCCUUACGGCGUGUCUUUUGACAUCCCCUUUGACAAAGAGGACUCUGGAACCGCCGGUCUUUCCUCCACGCGUGGCAUGGUCAGGUCCGUCAGCACUGAUGAUGGUUCUGGUUUCAAGGUCCACCACCUGCCCCGUGGAAUGAAGCGUAACCUGUCCUUCCAGCCGGUGAACGGUCAGAGUGUCGGCAUUGAGGAGGAGGGCUGCCCAGACAGCCUGGCUGAUGUGGAGCCCGACAAGCCAGCGUGCCCCAAUGGACAUGGAGCUGUCAUGGCAACGCCUCCCUCCAUGGAGGAAGCCCUACAGAUUAUCCACAGCCCAAGUAGGCUCCCAGCAGAGGGGAUAAACAACGGCUUCUUCCUGCACACUCAGGACCGCGGGGCUGUUGUUGGUGUCUUGGAGCCGGUGUCAGAGUCGGACUCCAAAGGGCUUCUGAGCAACACGGACACCGGCGAGGUGGACACCGGCAUCCAUAUCCACUCAGAAGACAUGCUGGAUGAGGAUUCCUCUCUGAAAGACUGCUCUGUGAACAUGGACCUGGAUAUGGACACGCCGAGCCCCUGCCCGAGCAGUCAGAGCAAAUCCCCCUCAGGGUUGAGGAUGACCAGUUUUGCUGAGCAGAAGAAGAAGAAGCAUACUCCAUCAUUGCCAGACUCAGGGAGGUGCAGCAGCAGCUCCCUCAAGACCACUCCUGAGGGCUCUGAACUCAGCCUCCCGUUAUCUGUCUCCUGGGCCCCGACCCCUGAGCACAGCCCUAUCCAUCAACAAACCACACCACCCCUCACAGCUCAAGCGUCGCCCACACCUUUACAACUUCCGCCCAAUGACCCUGCUCAGGUCAUGGCUACGGAGAUGGUAGAGCUGAGGAUGAGGCUGGAGGAGAAACGCAAAGCCAUCGAAGCACAGAAGAAGAAAGUGGAGGCUGCUUUUACGAGGCAUCGGCAAAAGAUGGGCCACUCUGCGUUUCUCAAUGUGGUCAAGAGAAAAGGCGACGGGGCUGCCAGUGGAGAGGAAGGAGGGAAAACAAGUCCCACCUUCAAAUUCGGGAGGAGCAAGGCAGACACACCUGACGGGGCGGAGCAAAGCAGCACAGCCUCCUGUUGGACAAAGUCACCUGGCGCAGGAGAGGACGGAGGUCAAAGCCACGCUCAGAUGACCGAGGUAGAUCUCACCGAGUAUACACGCUCUAUUGAGAAACUCAACCAUUCACUAGCCUUCCUUCAGACUGAGAUGCAGCGACUGGCUCAGCAGCAGGAGGUGAUUAUGGCCAUGAGGGAAAAACAACAUCAGCAGGCGUGGGUAAUCCCUCCUCCGCAUACAAACCCAUCACCACAAAAACGAGCCGGAGCCGUCACUCGAUCCUCGGGACCCUCCUCUCCUGCCGACUCCCCUCGCUCCACCCACCGCUCUCCGACCAGCAUCAAACGCAAAUCUGCCUCCUUUCACUCGCGUAAUCCUCGCACGGUUCGACCCAACGAGCUAAAGCUGGCCCCUUACAAUCGAGUCCUAACCGCCCCACAGUCUGUCGACAGCAUCCCCAGGCUACGGCGAUUUUCUCCCUGCCAGCCGUUGGUAAGUGCCUUCAUUUACAUGGGGGAGAAACUAGAAACCACCAAUCCAGAGACAGUAGCCUCAGAUGGGGAUAAAAACAAGGAGACAGAGUCGCUCCUUUCCCCAGAGAGGGAGAUUGCCAGUAUAUGUGUAGCCAACUCACCGCCCAGCUCCCCCAACCUGCAGAACAAAAGAGACCCAACAGAUUCAGUUCAGAAGCCAGUUCCAGAUCUGAAACCCACCAUAGAGUCGUCAUUUCCUGAGGUUCUGGCCCACCCCGUGGUGGAGACCUUCACGGUGACGCCUACAGAGAUUCCUCCCCAGCCAGAAGCCUCAGGCCCAGUCAAGAGCAGCUUGAUUGAGGUUCCUCUGUCAGUCCUGAAGCCACUGGAGGAUCUGACGCUUGAUGACAGUUUGGAGAUGCAGCAGGGCGACGUGGAAGGACCAGAUCACGACCAGAAGAUGUCUCGUGGUUUCUUCUUCAAGGCGGAUGGAAAGCCAGAGGAGACCAUGGCUCAGAAGAGGGCUGCACUGUUGGAGAAGAGGAUGAGGAGGGAGAAGGAGAGCCAGCAGAAGAAGAUGCAGCAGGAGCCUGAGUUGGACCAGAAGAAGGAGGAAGCUCGACUGAAAGCGGAGGAGGAACGCAUCAGGAAGGAUGAAGACAAGGCCAGGAGGGAGUUCAUCAAGCAGGAAUAUCUCAGGAGGAAGACGCUGAAACUGAUGGCGGACAUGGAUACCGUCAUUAAACCACGGCCAGUUGGUGGGGCCAAGCAGAGGCGGGGACGUCCCAAGUCCAUCCAUCGCGACAGCGUGGAAUCCCCCAAAACCCCUGUCAGAGCUGCCACAGGUUCACGCCAACGUGUCUUUUCAGUCUCCAGCUUGUCCCUUGCUUCCCUCAACCUGGGAGACAGCGACAGUGUUCAGUCUGAGAAGAGAUCGCCAAGGCCAGAUUCUGCAGAUGGCUUCCUGUCCCCGAGUCGCUCUAGCAGCAGGAAUGGAGAAAAGGACUGGGAAUGUGCAUCCACGACCUCCUCUGUUACAUCUAACACUGAGUACACUGGACCGAAGCUAUACAAGGAGCCCAGUGCCAAAUCCAACAAGCACAUCAUCCAGAACGCUCUGGCCCACUGCUGCAUGGCAGGCAAGGUCAAUGAGGGGCAAAAGAACAAGAUCCUGGAGGAAAUGGAGAAAUCAGAGGCCAACAACUUCUUGGUUUUGUUCCGAGAUGGCGGCUGCCAGUUCCGCUCCCUCUACACCUACUGCCCCGAGACGGAGGAGAGCAACAAGCUGACGGGCAUCGGCCCCAAGAUCAUCACACGCAAGAUGAUCGACGGCCUCUACAAGUACAACUCGGACAAGAAGCAGUUCAGUCAGAUACCAGCCAAGACCAUGUCGGCCAGCGUGGACGCGGUGACGAUCCACAGCCAUCUCUGGCAGACCAAGAAGCCAGCCACCCCUAAAAAAGUAGUGCCUGCCCAGUCCUAAUGGAACUUUAUACCCCACACAUCACCAUUCAAAUGGAACAUACCCAUUUCAAUUUGCACUUCACUGUACAUAUCCAUGAAGAUUCAAGCACCUGCAAUGCCAGUUAGAUGAAUGCAUAUUUGUCUUAUUUUUAUGUUUGUUCGUUUUUUCCUCUCAUUGCAUUCCUGUCCUCAUUUUUCCUCCUUAAUCCAGACUGGACAUGAUAGGACUCAAAGAUUAUGAACAACUGGAAUGUAUGCCACUGUUGAAGAAUGAUGUAAAUGCUUAUCACGUCUGUGUUUUUAGAGAUCGUCAUGUUUGAGUCAAAUUACGAAGGCAGGUGUGAGUGUUGUUUUUGUCUCCUAUGUGCCAAACGUCAAAAAAAGAGACGGUAUGAAUGCUCGGACAUUUUACUGAAGCACUGAAUGUUUUUAAUUCAUGUACAGAUUGAUUUUUGUUCCCAUUAUCCUGUUGGCAUGUGGCCUUAUGCGCGUUUUGUUUUAGCGUGUGAGUGCAAUGAGGCGAUUGUAAAACAGCGUAUGCAGAGGCGUUUUUUUUUUGUAAUUGGAAGAACACUUUUUUUCUUCAUCUCUGUGGGUAAAGCAGUUUGUAUAUUAAGGUACGUAAAACUACAAAAGGGCCAAAAAACUAAUUGCAUACAGCUAGCGUUACUCACACGGUACAUGUGUGUUCAGCUCGACAAAGCAAAGCGGUUUCAGCUUUUUCAGAACCCUUUUUUGAGAAAGUGAUUUUAAAGAAUGCAGGACGUUACUGUAGAUCACUGGUUCUCAACCUGUGGGUCGGGACACCUGCAGACCAUUUGAGCUAUAAUAUGUGGAAAAAAUAUAUUCCUAAUAUACAAAUAUGCUGUCAUGUUUGUAAUUGUUGUGUUAAAUUCCUUUUUCUCAUACUUUGCAGAAGUAGUUGCAACCUCAAGACAUACUCCGAGAAGUAAAAUUGACGGACAGUGAAAAUAAAAAUCAACUCUAAGUUAACUAUCUGGUUUGUUUUCACUCUGGGUUUACAAGGUCAGCCAAAAAGGGUUGAGAACCAGUGUUGUAAAUCACUCUGCUGCUGGUUCACAGCAGAUUUGUAAACAAAUAAGACAGUAUUAUUUUAUUUUUAUUGUUAAAUGCUGCCUACAGCACCAUGUAGGAUCUUUGCAUUAUUAACAUAAUGUAUGAUUACACUCUCACCCACUGGUAUCAGUAAUAUGAAUUCCAAGACAUAGACACCGAAGAAGUAUUUCUCUUUAUAUCAAUAUCAGGAUUUUGUGACAGUAUUAAAGGACCAGUGUGUAGGAUUUAGGGGGAUCUAUUGGUAGAAAUGGAAUAUAAUAUUUAUAACUAUGUUUUCAUUAGUUUAUAAUCACCUGAAACUAAGAAUUGUUGUGUUUUCGUCAGCUUAGAAUGAGCCCUUCAUAUCUACAUAGGAAUCCGCCAUGUUUCUACAGUAGCCCAGAAUGGACAAACCAAACACUGGCUAUAGAGAGAGCAUUUUGCGUUCUUACAUUACCUGAAAGUCACCGUAGUUCUCCAACAUUCUUGUGAAACCGCGGUAAUAUGAGAUACGAAGUGCAAAACUGUGGCUAUGCCAGCAGCGGUUUAAAUUUCGUUGCUCCUAAAGUAGGCGAGGCGAAGGUCCUGGAAGAUAGUACGGUGUUAGCUCGGUUUUACACUCACAUUACUGCAGUCUUGGAAAGCGGAGGGGUAUUCAGUUGGUUGCAAUCUGCAACCACACCACUAGAUGCCGCCAAAUCCUACACACUGUCCCUUUAAAUUCUUCAGAUUCACACUGAGCUUACUUAUCUUAAAAAGUCUGCACUUAUGAUACUCUGACGCACUUUUGGUAAAAGCAUCCACCAAACACCAAACGUAGUAAACAUAGUGCAUAUACAAAGUUUAGAUUGCUGAUUAGUUAAAAAUCAAUCGCUCUGUUAUUUUAAAAAGCCAGCAAGUAUUGCCUGAUUCAUUCAAAUGGCCACACUGUUACUAUGGCGUCAUUUUCAACAUGUCCGUGCAUCUUACAUAACACAAAUGUGUGUUGACCCAAACUAAGUAUUAUGUGCAGCAUAUUUGUCUGUUGCCUAUAGAUGUAACAUGUACUAAAUAGGCCAGAAAUAUUGUAAUUUUGUUAGAUUUCUUUUAUUUGUUUCUAUUAUUAGGAGAAUGAAUUUCACAAAAUAAUGCAAGGCAGGGUAGGGCAGAUCCUUGUUACGGGUAGAAACUCGCCACAGAGUUUCAUUGGUGUCAGUAUCAUGUUCCUUUUGCCACCGAGUGUCAAAUCAACACCAUUUGCAGGUACGGUUUCUAACAAAAAUACAUCUGCUAACAUGUUGUUUUCAACUGGAGGGAUAUUUAUGACCUAAUGAGAGCAUGUACAUGUCUUUGAAAAUGUAAUCUAGUAUGAUGGAGUGUUUCUUUGUUUUUUGGAAGGAUUUGUCCACAGAAGCUCUGUCCACCUGCUUAUGGCUGUUUAAGGCCAAGGUAAAUGGUUAUUUAAACUGUAACAAUAUUGUACAGUGUGUUCAUGUGAGCUCAUACCUAUUCACUAUGAUGACUUUGUUUUGUUUGUCAGACGCUGUGCUGUCAUUCGACAUAUUGCUGAACAUGUAGUUUCAUUUUUUUUUUUCUUUUUUGGCAUUCAAUAAAACUAAGCAUGGCCUCAGCAA